CGUGCAGUGAUAAUGAAUUAUUAAAAAGUUAAUGUUUAUUUAUAGAUUUUUGCUAUUAUAGUAAGUUAGUUUAGUGACAAAAGUAAACUAGUAUGUGGAGUCAGAGGUGUAAGAAUGUUUGCUACGACAAGUGAAGGGAACAGCGGCGAGCAGAGCUGAGGGCGAGGAGGUGAAUGAGGGGAGGGGAGAGGGGGCUGGCUGGCUGGCUGGCUGGCUGGCUGGCUGGGUGCGAUUAAUAAUUAGUGAUGAUUGUGUGUACCGUGACCAGGUGUGCAGCGCGUUGGCAUGCGUCCCUCAGCCAGGUGUGUGCAACAGUCAGGUGUGUCACGGCCAGGUGGCAGCGCGUGUGUGGGCUGCUUGUUUAGACAUCAUGUGUGAGAUGUGAGGACUGAUAUUAGAGACAGUAGCCAGACAUUUGUUUUUUGUGAAGCACAUAAACUCUCCUCAGCAGAUUUGCAUCUGGCCUGACGGCCACUUGUUUAGUUGUUUGCAUGCAAGGUUGAGGUGGCAGGAUGUCUCAGUUUCUGGCCUCACGCACAGGGGAGGGCGUGAGGGGAGGUAGUCCCGCCCGCCCUCGUCCCGCAGCCUCCGCCUCGCCCAUGCCCCGGCUGCUGCUGUCCGCGGCAGGGCUGAGUGGCUCCGCUUCUCGACUCAGCGGAGGGGCUGCGGGCGCCGGCCUGUCCACCACCAGAUUGGCAGCAUCCUACUCGGCCCUCGGCUCCUCGGCCUCCUCGGGCUACGGCUCGUGUGCCGGGGUGGCCUUGGCCUCCUCAACUCGACACGAAGACUCUGAGGACCUAUCAGACGUUUCAUCCGGCGCCGCCUCAGAGGACUCCGCCAGACGCCGACGAAGACGCUCAGCACAGUCCAUGAAAGGUGAGGCUUCUGUCUCUGGGAAUGAAGACUUUGAGUGGGUGCGAGGCUCACCCAUGUUGACUGGGUUGCGGGAAGGUCAGGUCACGCGGCUGGCCACGCCCCCUGACCACCGCACUCAUUCCUUGAGGUCCAGCUUAGCCACGCCAACCGAGGCCGUGGAGGAGGCAUGCGCCGCACUGACCCCUCGCCACCGCCAGUACCCGCGGCCCCCGCCCGUGCCUCGGCCCCGGACCCUGGAGGCCGGAGAGCUCGUCCCUCAUAGGUCCAUCAGAGAUUUAUUGAGGGACAGCAUCCGAGACUCCCGCGACAACCUCCGUGAUCGUUUGUACUCCCCAUCUCGUGAGCUUACCGGACAUAGACUGUCCAGAGACUCCUCGGUUGAACGCAGUGGGAGAGACUCAUCGUGUGAUCGUGCCUCUGUGUCCAGCCUCCACCAGCACAGCCACCACCACCACCACCACCUGACCCCCUCGCGCCUCAGCCAGCACCCCUGCUGUGAUCCUCCCUCGUGCUGGUGUGAGGAAGAGGAGCUUGACUACGAGUCCUGCGAUGAGCGCCACCACCACCACCGCCACAGUUACCAUGAGGGUCUGCACCGCGCUCACCUCCACCAGCUACAGCCACACCACCACCACCGCCGCCGAGGGAGCCGUGAAAGCUCCCGUGAGCACCGCAGCAGGGGUCAAGGGACUGCAGACAGCGGCAGGUCCUCGCCCUGCUGCUGUAGACACUGUCUUCAGUCAGGGUCUCAUAGUUCCCUGGCGACCCACGACUACUGUACAAACAACCGCCUGGCGCUUCCCUGCACAAACAAGGUGGGUGGAGGCCUCGUCAUCCCCCAGGGGAGCCGUCAACAUCGUCGUCUCGACUCUGACUACAUCGCUCUGUGGAGCUGCCACUCCCCGCCGGUGCAGCGACCCGUCAGCCCGGGGCGCAGGGACUGGGGCGGCUCACUGGAGGACCGUGUCAUACGCCUGGAGGGUGACAAGGACUCCUUGCAGCUGCAGGUCACAGUCCUCAGCGAACAGGUCGAGGCACAGGCUGAGAAAAUCACUGACCUGGAAAACUUGCUGGACGACAAAAAGGAGCAGCUACAGAAGGCUGAGGAGCAGCUUCAGAAGGAGAUGAUGAUAAGAACAAGCCUAGAAACUCAACGAUUAGAGUUAGUAAGUGAAAUUAGUAAUCUGAAGCUCCACCAGGCAGCAUACGAAAGGGAAAACAGUGAACUUCGAGAUAAGCUUCGACACAGUGACCACCACUCAGACCAUUCCAAGGUACAGCCAGUACCGUCUGGUGCCAGUUUGGGGCGGUACGGUAGUGGUCGGGGUGCGGCGCCUGCUGCUGCCUCCACCCCGGUCCACUCCUUCAUUGUCACUCCUGACUCACCGCAGGCCAACCACCAGCUUGCAGCCCCACUGACCAACUCACCCUCGCCAAGCAGCAUAUCCACCCUGUCCACCAUCCCCGCCUCCUCCCCCAAUAAGUCUCCUGCGCCGCCGGCCACGGCCUCACCCGCCUCCUCACCAGUUGCCUCACAUGAUGCACGAGAGUUCCUGUCGCCAAGGACACCGCCUCCGAAUGCAAGAAGAAAAAUUGAUCAGUUUGGCACAGUUCCACGUCAGAGAGAACCAGGUGUCGGAGGAGAAAACAGCCAGACCACAACUAAUGCAGGACGUACCAAGGGCGUCAUGUUCGGUAAAGGCUUCCACUUCAUUCCAUUCCGUGUGACGGGAAAAAGGAGCACUUCGGCCCCCAACUUAGCGGAGACUGAGAUGCAGAUGAUUGAGGACUUGCCCGAGGGUGAGUACGAACACCACGAUGAUGGAGCGUCCCCAGCCUCCUCCUCCCCCCGUAGCAACACCCUGGCCGGCCACCGCUCUCCUCCCACUCAUCCCAAGGCAACAGGCAUUAAGAAAAUAUUUACUAAGUUGCGUCGCAGUAGCUCAGGCCACCUUGAUGGUGAGUUGGGAGAAGGAGACUUUCGUCGAGGGGGAAUGAGAGCAACGGCCUCAGCCAGGCUAGGAUGGACGUCACCCUCUCCCAGCUUCAAAGAGCCAAGUGAAUCUUUUGAUAAAUGGAGUUUUGAAAUGCUGGAGAAGUGGCUUGGUGUGCUUGGACUAAGUCAGUAUUCCUCACCCCUUCGUUCCUGGACACUCUCUGGCCACCACCUGUCUCGAGCUACACCCCAAAAUCUUGAGAGAGAACUUGGCAUCCGUCAUCCACUCCACAGGAAAAAAUUGCAACUGGCAAUAUCUGCCAGAAUGUCUGGGGACCAACUCAACACUCCACUGCACCGCCUGGACCACUCGUGGGUGCUGCGCUGGCUGGAUGACGUGGGCUUGCCACAGUACAAGGAUGCCUUCAGUGAGGCUCGCAUUGAUGGAAGAGUCCUCAACUGUCUUACCUAUGACGAUUUGUCUUUCCUCCGUCUUUCAAAUCUACUACAUGUCACCUCCUUGAAAAGAGGAAUACAGGUGUUGCGUGAGCAUAACUUUGAUCCCUCGGUGCUAAAGAGACGCUCGGUGCCAGAUGAAGACCCAAGAGCAAGAACAUCAUCUCAGGUGGCUUUGUGGACGAACCACCGGGUCAUGGAGUGGCUGAGAACUGUUGAUCUCUCAGAGUAUGCACCAAACCUAAGAGGCUCAGGUGUACAUGGAGCUCUCAUGGUGUAUGAAGUGCGCUUCACAUCUGAGCUCCUUGCAUCACUUCUUUCCAUUCCAAGUGGCAAAACACUCUUAAGGAGACACUUGAACACCCACUUCAAGGAGUUGGUAGGCCGCUCUGUCGUACAAGAGAAGCGUGAAUUGGAGGCUUCAUCAGGUUACACUCCUCUCACCACUUCAGCUAAAGUAAAAAUGCCAAAGAAGUCCCAGUUUUCACUGAAACGCAAAAAGUCCAAAUCUGAUCUGGAAUUUGAUGAUUUAUUGUGUCCAUUAGAUGAGAAACCCCCACUUGGUGCUCUGCAGGACAGAGAAAAGGAGACCAAUGGUGAUGGAAGACUCUGCUGAGCAUCCACAGCAAUCAUCAGCUCCUUCAACGGUUGGACGAAUCACUAAGGUGUGAUGGACUUUGUAUCGCCUCAGGACACAAGUCCCCCACACUUCAGUUUAGUGCCUCACUCAUCUUGUGAGCCUGGAUGCAUUCAUAUAAGUCAGGGAUUUAAAUGUUGCUCAUUUUCAGUACUAUAUCAUAGGAAAAUACUACUCCACUAGUUAGUAGCAAUGAAAUUAACUAAAAAUUUUGUCAUUUGCCCACAAUCCUUUUUGUUACAGUAUUUUUCUUACUGAACAAAACACAAUGAUUUUGUGGAAUACAAACAAAUAGUUUGGUGCCACAAUGGAUGACUGACUAUCAUGAAUGAGUCUUUUGGCUCACCUCACCAGCCAAACAAGUGCCUUAUUGUUAUGCUGAAGAGCUUUGUGCAUUUUCUCAACCUUAGCAAUAACAAGCUAACACACUAUGAGUACUGCACUUUGCACAAAUAGGAUAAAAAAAACCUUGCAGGAAUGAUGUUCUAUGUGAGGACCUGUAAGUGCCUAAUUUGUCAUUGAUUUGGUACUUGAUUACAUUUUAUUUUCAUUGUAAUAAUAUAUGGAAAAUAACCUUUUCACUGCACAGACCAAAAAAACUACAAUUGAAUGAAAAUCAUUGUGCACUUUUCUUCUAGGGCUGAGCUGGGUCAGCACAAAAAUAUGGGGCUAGGCAGUGGGAGCUUAAUGUCCAAUGGGACUUUUCUACACAAACCCAGUUGUCUGGCUCACCACCUGACAUGCAUAUUUUAAUAUCAGACAGCCAUUAUAUGUGCCAGACUUUAAGACCACAUCUCAGCUUAUCUCCAUACCUACAUUGUUAGGUAAGUAGGGCAGCUAUGUUAAAGAAGACCUACCUACACUGUGGCAAGACUAGAACUUGGAUUAUCAAAUGUGAGCUGAGCACACUAACCACCACGCUGAACAGUGCUGUCUUUUGUCAUACCGGAUGUUUGGUUCUCUUGUUUCCGUGUCUGUGUUUUGAAGGUCCUCACAUACGAUUACACUAACAGGGGAGUAAGCUAAAAUAAAUAGGUAACUGGUUGUCUUGGUGGCAAUAAUUUCUUGUGAGUGCAUUCAGUCACUGGUAGCUUUAUGAUACUGACCAAAUAAAUAUUUUUGUCACUUAUUUGUUCUAAUUUUAGACUAUUUAAUUGUUUACUCCAAUUUAUAUUUAUAAAUAUUUUAUGGGAGACACUCAGUUUUGGCUUGCAAAGAAGCCAUGAAAAAAUAUAUCUUUUUUAUAUAUUUUUUCUUAGUCACAACUAUUAAUUUAAUGCAGCUAACAUUUUCUUUGGUGCGGAGAGGGCAGCUGAAUCAAAAUUUUCCAUAUAUGUAGUACCUUAAUAGGUUUGUAAGUCUAAUUCCUGGAUUUUGGUGAUCUAAUUUAAAUUGUGACAGUCCAGCACAGUCCCCUGCAUUUGUUAGAAACAUUAAACCAAACAUCGAAUCAGUCACUAUUUGUCUUUCCGUGGGGGUGAAAAUAUAAACCAUUGUGUUAUAAUGAUAACCAUCAGGCAAAAUCUCAUUCAUAAAUUAUUUGAGAAAAAUUAUCCAUAUCCCUUGCUUGGAAUUCAAUACAUUCCAAAAUUGUCACAUCUGAAUUUGAUUGGUAAUAAUAGCUGAGGAAAGUGAUGCCUUGAAGGUCACUGUUUGUUGUGUGAGGGAGCCCUGACCACACCCUGCACACACAACUGAAAAGUUAAGGAGAAUACAACUAACCCUUAGACUAUGGGUGUAGUUAUAGAAAUCAUCAACAGCCUUGGUUAUAGCUAUGGGUGUAUUUAUAUAACAUAAGACAUUUCCCACUAGAAUAUUUCUUUGAAUGUUGCAAAAAUGGGUCAUAUGUGCUUCUGCUAUUCGUAGCAUAAAUUUCAGCAGUUGGGAAUCCUCCUGUCAAUCAGCCCUUCCCUAGCUGUUGAGAUGUAUGAAAGUUGUAUGAAAAAGUCUACGGAGAAAGAAAAAAAAUCACCAAAUUUCAACUUUUUUUUUAUCUCUGAAUCUAUUGAAUGUAACAACAAACUGUUCUGAGCUGAAAUUAGACAUUUUUUGUUGAUCAGUGUAUUUGUUUACAUUCGGAAAUGCCUGGAAAUAUCAAGAAAUAAAGCAUCACUCCUGCUCCCUCUAAAGCCAGAGUGAAGAGUUACAACAUCAAUCAUUGUCAACUUCAGGGAAAUCUGAAUCUAAUGAGACUAAAAUGAACAUGAUCAGCAUGAUAGUACUGAAGUAACUGAGCUAAAAAAAAAUAACUAGUGUUAAGCACCUACUAAAAAAAGUCAGGUGCCGGAGUCGUGACUCGUGGGGAGAAAUACCCGUGGCCCAGGGGUUAAGAGGUUUUCUGUAUGCCAGGAGAGCAAUGGAUUAGCAAGAUUCAGUGUUGUUUGUAUGGAGUGACUGUCUCUCUUGUGCACCUCCACAGCACAGUGAAAAGUGUAGAUCUAGCAAGGGCUACAUCUCCAUUAAUUUCUUCAGCCAUCACUUGUUAGGGUCAGGUGUGUGUUAAAUUUAUUUGUGGCCAGAGUACUUUUCCUGACUCCCUAAACAAACCCCAUGACUGUAGCUUUGAAAGUUUGUAUUUUAUGUUAUCUAUUCAGCGAGUUUAAGCAAAUAGUUUUUCAUUUUUUAUUGUGCUUGUCAGUUUUCUUUAAUUUUCCAAAUACUAAAACAAACAUGACAAAAACUGAGUGACUGGUAUGCUGGACAUACAUAAAUUUGGUGUAAUUUACAGCAAGUCUAUUAACUACAAAAAGUUCAUCAAGUUUUAUGAUUUGAAUUAUAGCAGAUAUAUAGAACCAUAUAUUUUCAUUGUGCUUGCCAUAGAAAAGGUUUAAAAGAUUGUCCUCUCAUUUAUUAUUAUUAUUAUUUUUUUUCAUUGAAGCUUUUCAAUACUAAGCAGACAGGGAUGAUCUUCUCCAAAGCAUUCGCUGAUUUAAACGAGCAGCUGAUUUUCAUGUUAGUGUCACUGUGUGGUCCAAAUGUGUAAAUGUGCAGACCUGUAUCAGAGAAAUUCCUUGCUCAGAUAGUUUUGAAGCAUUGAAUUUUCUUAAUUUCCUGGAGGACAUUAAGCAUAUUAGCAGUCUAUCAUUAAAGAUUAAAACUAAUCUGCAUUGACUUACCAAAAUGCUCUUUUUGAAUUAGAAAAGAUAUUUUCUGGAACCAGUGUUUUUUUUAUUUUUUUUUUUAUUUUUAUUUUUAUUUAUUUAUUUUUUUUUUUUUAUGUGAAGCACAAUCAACUUUCAUGCCAUGGACAUGAGUGUGUAGUUCAGGUUAUGAACCCAGGUAUUGGAGGUGCUCAGUCCUACACUGAAAUUUUAACCAGUCUAUCAAUUAUUUCACCAUGCUGAAAAUGAACCUAUUUGGUUUUUGUCGAAACAUUAUUGUCACAGUCAAGUUUUAAGUGCCAAGAGUCCUCGGUGGUUAUCCACGUUAAGAUUGCAGAAGUUCCUAAUUAUGAUCACUGAAGGCAAUCAGAUUAGCAUAAAGGUGCACAUUUAAGUUAUCCUUAAUAUACAUUUAAUUUGUAAUCUUUCUACAGACAAUUACUUUUAUUGUAAACCUUUAUGGGUGAUUCACUUUCAAGAUAAUUGACUGCUGGUAUUGUCUUAAUGUCCAGCAAAUGUGAAGAAUCAAAGGAAAAUGGUUAUUUCUACCGGGUGAUUCUCCAUGACAACCAUAUUUUCAAGAAAACGUUUCCACUCUCAUCAAGUUUGCAGACAUGCCAGACUUAUGAGAGAACAAUAAUGAUUUUAUAUUAAAUGUGCUCACUUAUUUAAAAGCUUUCCUGUGUCAAAACAUUUGUGUCUUCUUCCUGUACUCCCCAUUGUGUUAUCUUCAUGGAUCUGUGGCAAAUCAAGGUACUACUUACAUUUUACUUCAUGUGGGCAAGAACAUUAAGUGAAGAAUGAUAUUUUGUAUACAACUGAGUUGUUUUGUCUCAAAAUGGAAGCAUUUACCAUAUUUUUCUCAUUAUCCAAUUAUUUCCCCAUUUUAACUACUUUAUUUUUAAUGUUCUUACCAUUAGAAAAUCUGCAGAUGGCAGCUAACCUUAAGUGUCUGCCAUACGUUAGAUUUCUUGUAAAUAUGUAAUAAUUUCUAGAAAUAAAUUGAGACUUGUUUACCAAA
Molecule: messenger RNA, 8027 nt
Organism: Eriocheir sinensis (Chinese mitten crab)
Lineage: Eukaryota; Metazoa; Arthropoda; Malacostraca; Decapoda; Varunidae
Gene: Liprin-beta
Product: liprin-beta-1-like
Exons: 16
Coding region: 513-3884 (1123 amino acids)
Biological process (GO): neuromuscular junction development
Cellular component (GO): presynaptic active zone
Molecular function (GO): protein binding
Source: RefSeq, a predicted model, not a curated record